This is a messenger RNA of Sarcophilus harrisii (Tasmanian devil), 1687 nucleotides long. RefSeq names its product major facilitator superfamily domain containing 3 (gene SLC33A2). Lineage: Eukaryota; Metazoa; Chordata; Mammalia; Dasyuromorphia; Dasyuridae. Gene Ontology annotation, molecular function: transmembrane transporter activity. The coding region runs from base 307 to 1533 and encodes 408 amino acids. Gene Ontology annotation, cellular component: membrane. The transcript has 5 exons. Gene Ontology annotation, biological process: transmembrane transport. The record is from RefSeq and is a predicted model, not a curated record.
CCGGAAGUCCAGGGGACUUUCUAGCUCGACGGCGCGCUCUAUGGCUUUGGAGGACCGCGGAGGCUGAAAGGUGCAUGGAGCGCCUUCUGACUCAGUGACAGGCCGCUAUGGGGAGCCGCGGGUAAGGGCGGAGGUGGUCCCCCGCACCGGUCGGGCUUGUGUUCCGUCUCCGCAGAGGCCCCCCCCCCAGCUUGCCGAGGCAGCCCCAGUAACCCCGGCUUGGUGAGAGUCCUAAUGUCAGGCUUUCCUCCCAGAAGCCUCACCUGAGGGGAGACUGACUCUGACCCCUGACCCGUGGGACCUCCGAUGGGCACCAAGCUGGCGCUGCUGGGCGCUCUGUACUUGGUGCAGGGCCUGCCCCACGGGCUGCAGGCGGGGCUGCUGCCCCUGCUGCUCCGCUCCCACGGCCUGUCGCUGACCCGCGUGGGGCUGACCCGCGCCUUGCACGCGCCCUGGCUGCUCAAGGUGGCCUGGGCGCCGCUGGUGGACCGGCGCGGCUCCCCGCGGGCCUGGCUGGCCCUGAGCACCGGGGCGCUGGGACUGCUGUGCUCGCUGCUGGCCGCCCUGCCCCCCGCAUCGGGGCCCGGCGCGUCCGGCCUGCCCGCCGGGGCGGCCGUGCUCCUGCUGCUGCUGAACGCCGGGGCCGCGAUGCAGGACGUGGCGCUGGACGGGCUGGCCGUGCGGCUGCUGGCCCCCGCCGAGCUGGGCCCGGGCAACACGGUCCAGGUGGUCGCUUACAAGGUGGGGGCCGCCUUGGCCGGUGGGGGCCUUCUGGCAGUCACUCCCGACCUCACGUGGGGGCCCCUCUUUCUCGGGCUGGCCACAGCCUAUGGGCUGGCAGCCGCCCUGGCCUGGGGGGCCCCUGCCCUGCAGCUCCCCCCCCCACAGGCCCAAGAGAACCACUGUCGCCCCCCGCGGGGGUUCCGGGCGCUCCUGGCCGUGCCGGGGACCCCCUGGACUGCCGGCUUUGUCCUCCUCUACAAGCUAGGUGAACAGGGUGCCAUCAGUCUGUUCCCUCUCUUUCUGCUGGACCAGGGUGUGCCUGCUGCGGAAGUGGGGCUGUGGAAUGGCGUUGUGGCUGUGGGCUUCUCCAUUGCAGGCUCUUCCCUGGGCGGGCUCCUUCUAGCCCGGCACAGGCAGCCCCUCCCUCUCCUAAAGCCCCUUCUGCAACUGCGCAUUGGGGCCCUGGCUUUCCAGAUGGCUCUGCUCUCCUGCUUCCCUAGCGCCAGUCUGGGCAGCCUCUUAAAAGGAGCGGCCCUGGUGAGCCUUGGUCCCCAGCACUUUCUGAGCGGCACAGUGACCACCCUGACCUUUGCCCUUAUGAUGCACUGCAGCCAGCAAGCACACAGCACCAUUCAGUCCACUCACUACAGCUUUCUGGCCACACUGGAGCUGUUGGGGAAGCUGCUGCUGACCACAGGGGCAGGAGCCCUGGCAGAUGGCCUGGGCCUGGGGCUGUGCUUCAGCCUCUUCCUGGCCCUUUCUCUGGUGGCCUUGCUCUAUCUGGACUUGGCUCCUGGGAACCUGGGCUGAACAAGGAGAGAGAAGGAAGGGAACAUUCCCUCAUCCCAAACUGGGGCUGGACACCGGGACCUAUUUUCAGUAUUAAUAAAAACAAAUCCAUGAGCUUUUUAUUUCCCGUCUUGAGGGUUGUUCUCCUUAGACAGUAAAUGGUAGUUGGAAUGUG